UGCAUAUUUACACUUUUAGCCCCAACAUUUUCCUCAAUUAUUUUCUCUUCUUCUUCCAUUACCACAUUCUCUCACUGUCCUUUAUUAUACUAACUACUUUUCCAGGAAACUUUCAUAAUUUCCUGGAAAAUUAUUUUCUCAUUCAACUCAAACCCACUUAUUAUAUUUCUCUACCUAUUUAUACCAAAAAAAAACAAACAUUCUUUUUCUUAAAAAAACCUACAAAUAAUAAAACCCUAAAAAAAAAUAAAAUCUGAUUUUGCUUUUGAAUUCGUCAUUUUUCUGAUGGGACAAGGGCAAUCGAAAAGCGAAUUGCUCUACCAGCAAGUUAGUUAUGGGAAUUCCGAUGGAAUCAAAACCCUUCACAGAGAAGGUGCAGGUCUUGAGUAUAUGGAUAAAGAAGGAAAAACACCCCUGAUUGUUGCUUGUAUGAAUCCUGAGCUUUACAAUGUUGCUAAAACUUUGAUUGAACUCGGAGCAAAUGUUAAUGCUUAUCGUCCCGGUCGUCAUGCUGGGACUCCGUUGCAUCAUGCGGCUAAAAGGGGCCUUGAAAGUAUUGUUAAGUUACUUCUUUUGCAUGGAGCCAAUCCUUUGAUCUUGAAUGAUGAUUGUCAAACUGCUCUUGAGGUUGCCAGGGCUAAAGGAAACGCCAAUGUUGUUCGUGCAAUUGAGAGUCAUAUAUGCUUGUUCUCUGGUUGGUUACGGGAGUUUCAUGGACCUGGGUUUCUAGAAGUAGUUGCUCCUAAUUUGGUAUCCAGAAAAGUUUGGGCGGUAGUUUUACCAGUAGGCUCCCGUGUUCUCACCAGGCCUUACAAGUUGGAGCUUGCCGUAUAUUAUACUUUGCAGGAUGCACGACCACGUACACUUGUUGCUCUGUGGAAGGCCAAUUUAGAAGAACCAAAGCUUCGCCAAUCUGAACCCUCAGUGGCAAUUAGUGAUAAGACUACGAAAACACGCCUUAAAUUUGGGCCCGCAAGUGAGAAUGACAGGCAACAACUUACAUGGUUUUCUAAUGCUUGCAAAGGAAUUCCACAGGUAAAUCCAGCAUUUUUGCAAAAUAAUGUGCCUACAGUUCCACCAACAGCGCCCCCUGCUGCUGAAGACCCAGAAUUGGCUAUGGCUAUCCAUGCUUCUCUUCAGCAUGCCAUUCAGGAGAGGCCAAGCUUUCCUGAUGCCCAACCAAACUCUCAAGCAAGCUCUUCUAUCAGUGGAGUGAAUGAAGUGCAAGGUUUUCUUGGUACACCAAAUACAAAUGCUAAUGAGUCUGUACAUGAAGCUGUUCCAGCUGGCAAUGUCUCUGCUGGCCAUACUGCCAGUGAUCUGAAUUUCAAUCCAUCAGCUCCUCCAUUUGCUGAUGAUGUUCCAUCAGAUGGCCCGAUUCAUUAUCCUUCAAUUGAUUUGAGCCCUGUUGAUGUAUCAUCUCAAGUAGUUGAGAAGCUAUCUAACGAAGCUGGAAAAACUGCUGAUGGAAAACCUGCUGAUGGAAGUGGCUCAACGUGUGUGAUAUGUUUAGAUGCUCCAGCAGAAGGGGCAUGCAUACCCUGUGGCCAUGUUGCUGGAUGCAUGUCUUGCUUGAACGAGGUUAAAACAAAGAAAUGGGGUUGCCCUGUUUGUCGAGCUAAGAUAGACCAGAUCAUAAAGCUAUAUCACGUUUGAGGGUUGAAAUAGUGCAAGAAGCUUACAUGCUCUUGCCUGUUAUAUGAGUAGCAGUACAUGAAAAGAUGAAAAUGCAUAUUCAGUUAAGAAUCGGUUUAUGGCAAGAAAAGACAAACAGAAAAAUGUCUAUACUAGAAGUAUCCGCAUCCGACAGGGUUUGUUGUGAAUAUAUUUAUUUCAUAUGCUUUAUUCUAUGUGCUCGUGGGUUUAAAAUUAUUACUUCUGGAAGUGAAUUGUGAAACUGGUGUAAAUAAUAGGUCUGGGACAUCGAAUACACCAAGGUUUUUGACCAAUUUUGGUUUAAUGUCGAAUAGACUAAGUGAAAAAGGUGUUCCCGGGAGACCUGGGAUCUGUAUUACAACACAUGAAAUUUAUGUGCACUAUUUAGAUU
Trifolium pratense (red clover) is the source of this 2047-nucleotide messenger RNA. RefSeq names its product putative E3 ubiquitin-protein ligase XBAT35. The record is from RefSeq and is a predicted model, not a curated record. The transcript has 9 exons. Gene Ontology annotation, molecular function: protein binding. Lineage: Eukaryota; Viridiplantae; Streptophyta; Magnoliopsida; Fabales; Fabaceae. Bases 286 to 1656 code for a protein of 456 amino acids.